ACCAGGGACGGCCCCUAUCGCGUAAACCCAAAUUGACACCCAUGUGGUAUGCUCAUUAACAUAAUAUCUCGCGGUGCAGAUCUCGAUUGGUCUUUGGUACUUUUUACAAGAGCUGCUAUUCUGCUGACGGCAUUGCUUCUUAUAUCAUGCCCAUCUUCCAUCCCCUUUUCUUCGAAAUAAAAGAGUUAAGACUUGUCUUGGCUGUCAACUGAGCGUUUCCAUUCAUGAGUCAAUAUGCAACCUUCAGAAAUCAUUGCCAUCCUGGCAGGCACUUACACCCUUCUCAACACAUCAGCAACCCGCGAUGGCGUGCCUGUAGACGACCCGACUUACGGUUCAAACCCCGUCGGCAUCCUCACAUACAGCAGAACCGGCUUCAUGUCGGCCACCCUCACAUCUACGAACCCCGAACAUCGCCCAGCGAGCCUCACAUUUCCCUUCGAGGAAGGCCAGUCAGACGCGGAGUGGGCCUUGGUCGGCAAGCAUAGCAUCGGGUACGCCGGGCCAUUCUCGAUUAGUGGCGAUAUCCCUGCAUCCGCUACCGACGGCCAGGUUUUCCAUGGCCCAUUGACGGUUGCAAACGUCCCGGCCAUGGUUGGUGCCGUUCACAGACGUAACUACACAACAUUUGAGAAUAGAACGCUGCUGCGUAUCACGUCGCAGAGGGAUGGGUCAAAUCGAGGAGAGCUUUGGUGGAAAAGGCUAGAUUAAUAUCCAAAUAUCCAAAUAUCUGAUGUGCUG
This is a messenger RNA of Colletotrichum navitas, 741 nucleotides long. Its product is annotated as Lipocalin-like domain-containing protein. The record is from RefSeq and is a predicted model, not a curated record. The transcript is spliced from 2 exons. NCBI's taxonomy places the organism in Eukaryota, Fungi, Ascomycota, Sordariomycetes, Glomerellales, Glomerellaceae. Bases 235 to 711 code for a protein of 158 amino acids.